This is a messenger RNA of Closterium sp. Naga37s-1, 19107 nucleotides long. The record is from the annotation of a GenBank genome assembly. Lineage: Eukaryota; Viridiplantae; Streptophyta; Zygnematophyceae; Desmidiales; Closteriaceae.
AUGGCGGACAACGAGGGCCCAUGGAACAACCAAUGGCACUUGCUGCAGCAGAGCCAGCAGCAAGCGGAGGAGCAGCAAUGGAAAGGAACGGAGGAGCAGCAGUGGAGGGGAGCGGAGGAGCAGCAAUGGCGGCAAGAGGUGCAGCCGCAGUUGUUUGGUCACCUGCUGGGGCAUCAGCAAUUGGAUGGGGAUGCUGGGCUGAGGGUAGGAGCAGACUUGGAUGUGCAAACGCAACAGCACCAGCACCAACAGCACCCGCAGCAGCAGGAACAACAGCAGCACCAGCAGCAGCACCAGCAGCACCAGCAGCAGCAAGAGCAGCAGCAGCAGCAGUGGUUCUCAAGAAACCCAAGUAUGGAGGAGCAAGCAGGAAGCGCCGCUGCAGGCCUGCUAGCAUCCGCACCCAUUCUGGACCACUCACUCGAUCAAUCCCCCUCCAAAGUCCUCAACUUCCUGUCUCAGAAUCACAACCACAUGGCUGCAGGCGCCUCUGGGUGGAGCUCUUCCCCCGCAGGGGGGAUAGAAAGAGGCUCGGGAUCCACAGCACCAGCUGCACUAGCGGCACCAGCAGCAGCACGAGCAGCUGCAGCAGCAUCAGCAUCAAGACCAGCGCUGCCGGCGUUAUCUGCGGUGUCAGCAGCGGCAGCAGCAUCGGCAUCAGCAGCAGGUGGUGCUGGUACUGGUGCUGGUGCUGGUACUGGUGCUGGUGCUGGUGCUGGUGCGUCAAGAGCAUUGGUCGUGCGAGAAGACAACACCAACGCCCUCUCUGUUCAUCCCCAGACACUCCUCCCCGCAGCCGGCGGCACCCCCCCGAACCACCUCAAAUCGAAUUCCGACUCCAAAUCCCUCUCCGGAGGCUCGGGAACGGCCCAGCCUGCCGAGCCUGACUCGGGGAACGCGGCGACCAGCGCCAAGCCUGCGUCGAACAGCUGCGGCGGCGACCCGAAGCUGUUCCGGGGAGUGCGGCAGCGGCACGAGGGCCGGUGGGUGGCCGAGAUUCGCUACCCUAAAAAGCGUUCCCGUGUAUGGCUUGGCACCUUCAACACCCCGGAAGAAGCAGCUAGAGCGUACGAUCGCGCUGCUGUGAAGCUACGAGGGCCCAAGGCACGGACCAACUUCCCCCACCCGGCUCUGGCGGAAUGGCAGCCUUUGCCUGGGUAUGUUGGGGUGGAGAAGGCGAUUAGUGAAGCGAGGGAGAGGGGUGGCGGGGAUGUGGGUGCGGCAGGGGUGGCUGGGUGGGUUCAGGGGUCAGGGUUUAACGCUACUGGGAGCUCUGUAGGCGGCCAGGGGAGGCAGGUUCAGGUGGUGGUGUCUGGUGGGGGUGGUGGUGCAGGAGGGGGGUUGGUGGGUGGUGGGGCAGGGGGGAUUGUGGGGGGACAGGCAGAGGCGGGAGGCGUGGGGCAGGGGCACGGAGGAGGAACUGGGCAAGGAGGCAUAGGGCAGAGGGAAUUGGGGCAGCAGCAAAUGUUUGGGCAGCAACAAGGACUCGGACAGGAGAUUUCCGGGCAUGCUAACAUGCAGCAGGGUUUGGGGCAGGCGAGUUCUAUUCUGCAGGGGCUUGUACAGGGGCAGGUGCAAGGACAGGUGCAAGGGCAGGGGCAUGGGCAAGGGCAGAGAGUAGGGCAGCUGGAGAAUCAGGUGAAGAGAGCUAGAAGGGGGGAUUCGAACGGAUCUGAGGAGUCGUCAACCGGGGUCAGUGGUUCUGGCAGUGCUGCUAAGGGCGCUGCUGCUGCUGGUACUGGUAGCGCUGGUGGUGGUGGUGGUGGUGCGGGUGGUGGUGGUGGCGGUGGUGGUGGUGGUGCGGCUAGUGUGGGGAAUGUAGCAGCUGCAGCAGCAGGAUUAUCCACUGGAGGGUGGUCUGAUGGAGGGCUUGCUGGGGGAGGUGGCAACUGGCAAGGGGGAGGUGGGAACCCGGCUCUGCUGCAGCAGCUUUCCAAAGUCUCGUCACAGGAGCUGAGAGCUGCACCUGCUGUGACCUUUGAGGCGCACUUGCUGUCACUCACUAGUGGCUUCAACCUCUCGUGCCGGACAGAAGGGUCUGUCUCUCAACAGGAGAUUCGAGCUGCGCCUACCAUGCAAGCACUAGGGGUCCAGAUUCGAGACGUGCUGGGGUGCUGUGGCGGAAGGAGUGGGUCGAGCAGGCUGCUACAGUGGAAGGAGUCGGGCGAGCAGGCUGCUACAGCAGCAGGAGUGGGGCGAGCAUGCUGGUACAGUGACAGGGGUGGGACUCCCGGAACCAGGGUGGUCUCUGAGUCGACUCAAGUGAAGGGCUGUUGCGUCGUCUCAGUGGCACUGACCCAGGUAAAAGUUGAGGGAGCCGUUGCAGAGGCAGUAGUGGGGCAAGCAGGCGGCAGCAACAGCAGAGAGAUGUGGAGGUCACAAGCAGAGGCAGCAGUGGCAGCAGUGGCAGGAGAUCAACCCCACAAUGACUGGCCAAACUCGCAGUACCCCAUUCUCCCUCAGUCUCCAUCGUUCUCCUUCAUUCUCCGGCAGUCUCCAUCGAUCUCCUUCAUUCUCCCUCAGUCUCCAUCGUUCUCCUUCAUUCUCCCGCAGUCUCCAUCGUUCUCCUUCAUUCUCCCUCAGUCUCCAUCGUUCUCCUUCAUUCUCCCUCAGUCUCCAUCGUUCUCCUUCAUUCUCCGGCAGUCUCCAUCGAUCUCCUUCAUUCUCCCUCAGUCUCCAUCGUUCUCCUUCAUUCUCCCCCAGUCUCCAUCGUUCUCCUUCAUUCUCCCUCAGUCUCCAUCGUUCUCCUUCAUUCUCCCGCAGUCUCCAUCGUUCUCCUUCAUUCUCCCUCAGUCUCCAUCGUUCUCCUUCAUUCUCCCGCAGUCUCCAUCGUUCUCCUUCAUUCUCCCUCAGUCUCCAUCGUUCUCCUUCAUUCUCCCUCAGUCUCCAUCGUUCUCCUUCAUUCUCCCUCAGUCUCCAUCGUUCUCCUUCAUUCUCCCUCAGUCUCCAUCGUUUUCCUUCAUUCUCCCUCAGUCUCCAUCGUUCUCCUUCAUUCUCCCUCAUUCUCCAUCGUUCUCCUUCAUUCUCCCCCAGUCUCCAUCGUUCUCCUUCAUUCUCCCUCAUUCUCCAUCGUUCUCCUUCAUUCUCCCUCAGUCUCCAUCGUUCUCCUUCAUUCUCCCUCAGUCUCCAUCGUUCUCCUUCAUUCUCCCUCAGUCUCCAUCGUUCUCCUUCAUUCUCCCUCAGUCUCCAUCGUUCUCCUUCAUUCUCCCUCAGUCUCCAUCGUUCUCCUUCAUUCUCCCUCAUUCUCCAUCGUUCUCCUUCAUUCUCCCUCAGUCUCCAUCGUUCUCCUUCAUUCUCCCUCAGUUUCCAUCGUUCUCCUUCAUUCUCCCUCAGUCUCCAUCGUUCUCCUUCAUUCUCCCUCAGUCUCCAUCGUUCUCCUUUAUUCUCCCUCAGUCUCCAUCGUUCUCCUUCAUUCUCCCUCAGUUUCCAUCGUUCUCCUUCAUUCUCCCUCAGUCUCCAUCGUUCUCCUUCAUUCUCCCUCAGUCUCCAUCGUUCUCCUUCAUUCUCCCUCAGUCUCCAUCGUUCUCCUUCAUUCUCCCUCAGUCUCCAUCGUUCUCCUUCAUUCUCCCUCAUUCUCCAUCGUUCUCCUUCAUUCUCCCCCAGUCUCCAUCGUUCUCCUCCAUUCUCCCUCAGUCUCCAUCGUUCUCCUUCAUUCUCCCGCAGUCUCCAUCGUUCUCCUUCAUUCUCCCGCAGUCUCCAUCGUUCUCCUUCAUUCUCCUGCAGUCUCCAUCGUUCUCCUUCAUUCUCCCUCAGUCUCCAUCGUUCUCCUUCAUUCUCCCUCAUUCUCCAUCGUUCUCCUUCAUUCUCCCUCAGUCUCCAUCGUUCUCCUUCAUUCUCCCUCAGUCUCCAUCGUUCUCCUUCAUUCUCCCUCAGUCUCCAUCGUUCUCCUUCAUUCUCCCUCAGUCUCCAUCGUUCUCCUUCAUUCUCCCUCAGUCUCCAUCGUUCUCCUUCAUUCUCCCUCAUUCUCCAUCGUUCUCCUUCAUUCUCCCCCAGUCUCCAUCGUUCUCCUCCAUUCUCCCUCAGUCUCCAUCGUUCUCCUUCAUUCUCCCGCAGUCUCCAUCGUUCUCCUUCAUUCUCCUGCAGUCUCCAUCGUUCUCCUUCAUUCUCCCGCAGUCUCCAUCGUUCUCCUUCAUUCUCCCUCAGUCUCCAUCGUUCUCCUUCAUUCUCCCGCAGUCUCCAUCGUUCUCCUUCAUUCUCCCUCAGUCUCCAUCGUUCUCCUUCAUUCUCCCGCAGUCUCCAUCGUUCUCCUUCAUUCUCCCUCAGUCUCCAUCGUUCUCCUUCAUUCUCCCUCAGUCUCCAUCGUUCUCCUUCAUUCUCCCUCAGUCUCCAUCGUUCUCCUUCAUUCUCCCUCAGUCUCCAUCGUUCUCCUUCAUUCUCCCUCAGUCUCCAUCGUUUUCCUUCAUUCUCCCUCAGUCUCCAUCGUUCUCCUUCAUUCUCCCUCAUUCUCCAUCGUUCUCCUUCAUUCUCCCCCAGUCUCCAUCGUUCUCCUUCAUUCUCCCUCAUUCUCCAUCGUUCUCCUUCAUUCUCCCCCAGUCUCCAUCGUUCUCCUCCAUUCUCCCUCAGUUUCCAUCGUUCUCCUUCAUUCUCCCGCAGUCUCCAUCGUUCUCCUUCAUUCUCCUGCAGUCUCCAUCGUUCUCCUUCAUUCUCCCGCAGUCUCCAUCGUUCUCCUUCAUUCUCCCUCAGUCUCCAUCGUUCUCCUUCAUUCUCCCGCAGUCUCCAUCGUUCUCCUUCAUUCUCCCUAAGUCUCCAUCGUUCUCCUUCAUUCUCCCGCAGUCUCCAUCGUUCUCCUUCAUUCUCCCUCAGUCUCCAUCGUUCUCCUUCAUUCUCCCUCAGUCUCCAUCGUUCUCCUUCAUUCUCCCUCAGUCUCCAUCUCUCCAUCGUUCUCCUUCAUUCUCCCUCAUUCUCCAUCUCUCCAUCGUUCUCCUUCAUUCUCCCUCAUUCUCCAUCGUUCUCCUUCAUUCUCCCUCAUCGUUCUCCUUCAUUCUCCCUCAGUCUCCAUCGUUCUCCUUCAUUCUCCCUCAGUCUCCAUCGUUCUCCUUCAUUCUCCCGCAGUCUCCAUCGUUCUCCUUCAUUCUCCCGCAGUCUCCAUCGUUCUCCUUCAUUCUCCUGCAGUCUCCAUCGUUCUCCUUCAUUCUCCCUCAGUCUCCAUCGUUCUCCUUCAUUCUCCCUCAUUCUCCAUCGUUCUCCUUCAUUCUCCCUCAGUCUCCAUCGUUCUCCUUCAUUCUCCCUCAGUCUCCAUCGUUCUCCUUCAUUCUCCCUCAGUCUCCAUCGUUCUCCUUCAUUCUCCCUCAGUCUCCAUCGUUCUCCUUCAUUCUCCCUCAGUCUCCAUCGUUCUCCUUCAUUCUCCCUCAUUCUCCAUCGUUCUCCUUCAUUCUCCCCCAGUCUCCAUCGUUCUCCUCCAUUCUCCCUCAGUCUCCAUCGUUCUCCUUCAUUCUCCCGCAGUCUCCAUCGUUCUCCUUCAUUCUCCUGCAGUCUCCAUCGUUCUCCUUCAUUCUCCCGCAGUCUCCAUCGUUCUCCUUCAUUCUCCCUCAGUCUCCAUCGUUCUCCUUCAUUCUCCCUCAUUCUCCAUCGUUCUCCUUCAUUCUCCCUCAGUCUCCAUCGUUCUCCUUCAUUCUCCCUCAGUUUCCAUCGUUCUCCUUCAUUCUCCCUCAGUCUCCAUCGUUCUCCUUCAUUCUCCCUCAGUCUCCAUCGUUCUCCUUUAUUCUCCCUCAGUCUCCAUCGUUCUCCUUCAUUCUCCCUCAGUUUCCAUCGUUCUCCUUCAUUCUCCCUCAGUCUCCAUCGUUCUCCUUCAUUCUCCCUCAGUCUCCAUCGUUCUCCUUCAUUCUCCCUCAGUCUCCAUCGUUCUCCUUCAUUCUCCCUCAGUCUCCAUCGUUCUCCUUCAUUCUCCCUCAGUCUCCAUCGCUCUCCUUCAUUCUCCCCCAGUCUCCAUCGUUCUCCUCCAUUCUCCCUCAGUCUCCAUCGUUCUCCUUCAUUCUCCCGCAGUCUCCAUCGUUCUCCUUCAUUCUCCCGCAGUCUCCAUCGUUCUCCUUCAUUCUCCUGCAGUCUCCAUCGUUCUCCUUCAUUCUCCCUCAGUCUCCAUCGUUCUCCUUCAUUCUCCCUCAUUCUCCAUCGUUAUCCUUCAUUCUCCCUCAGUCUCCAUCGUUCUCCUUCAUUCUCCCUCAGUCUCCAUCGUUCUCCUUCAUUCUCCCUCAAUCUCCAUCGUUCUCCUUCAUUCUCCCUCAGUCUCCAUCGUUCUCCUUCAUUCUCCCUCAGUCUCCAUCGUUCUCCUUCAUUCUCCCUCAUUCUCCAUCGUUCUCCUUCAUUCUCCCCCAGUCUCCAUCGUUCUCCUCCAUUCUCCCUCAGUCUCCAUCGUUCUCCUUCAUUCUCCCGCAGUCUCCAUCGUUCUCCUUCAUUCUCCUGCAGUCUCCAUCGUUCUCCUUCAUUCUCCCGCAGUCUCCAUCGUUCUCCUUCAUUCUCCCUCAGUCUCCAUCGUUCUCCUUCAUUCUCCCUCAUUCUCCAUCGUUCUCCUUCAUUCUCCCUCAGUCUCCAUCGUUCUCCUUCAUUCUCCCUCAGUCUCCAUCGUUCUCCUUCAUUCUCCCUCAGUCUCCAUCGUUCUCCUUCAUUCUCCCUCAGUCUCCAUCGUUCUCCUUCAUUCUCCCUCAGUCUCCAUCGUUCUCCUUCAUUCUCCCUCAGUCUCCAUCGUUCUCCUUCAUUCUCCCCCAGUCUCCAUCGUUCUCCUCCAUUCUCCCUCAGCCUCCAUCGUUCUCCUUCAUUCUCCCUCAGUCUCCAUCGUUCUCCUUCAUUCUCCUGCAGUCUCCAUCGUUCUCCUUCAUUCUCCCGCAGUCUCCAUCGUUCUCCUUCAUUCUCCCUCAGUCUCCAUCGUUCUCCUUCAUUCUCCCUCAUUCUCCAUCGUUCUCCUUCAUUCUCCCUCAGUCUCCAUCGUUCUCCUUCAUUCUCCCUCAGUCUCCAUCGUUCUCCUUCAUUCUCCCUCAGUCUCCAUCGUUCUCCUUCAUUCUCCCUCAGUCUCCAUCGUUCUCCUUCAUUCUCCCUCAGUCUCCAUCGUUCUCCUUCAUUCUCCCUCAGUCUCCAUCGUUCUCCUUCAUUCUCCCUCAGUCUCCAUCGUUUUCCUUCAUUCUCCCUCAGUCUCCAUCGUUCUCCUUCAUUCUCCCUCAUUCUCCAUCGUUCUCCUUCAUUCUCCCCCAGUCUCCAUCGUUCUCCUUCAUUCUCCCUCAUUCUCCAUCGUUCUCCUUCAUUCUCCCUCAGUCUCCAUCGUUCUCCUUCAUUCUCCCUCAGUCUCCAUCGUUCUCCUUCAUUCUCCCUCAGUCUCCAUCGUUCUCCUUCAUUCUCCCUCAGUCUCCAUCGUUCUCCUUCAUUCUCCCUCAUUCUCCAUCGUUCUCCUUCAUUCUCCCUCAGUCUCCAUCGUUCUCCUUCAUUCUCCCUCAGUCUCCAUCGUUCUCCUUCAUUCUCCCUCAGUCUCCAUCGUUCUCCUUCAUUCUCCCUCAGUCUCCAUCGUUCUCCUUUAUUCUCCCUCAGUCUCCAUCGUUCUCCUUCAUUCUCCCUCAGUUUCCAUCGUUCUCCUUCAUUCUCCCUCAGUCUCCAUCGUUCUCCUUCAUUCUCCCUCAGUCUCCAUCGUUCUCCUUCAUUCUCCCUCAGUCUCCAUCGUUCUCCUUCAUUCUCCCUCAGUCUCCAUCGUUCUCCUUCAUUCUCCCUCAUUCUCCAUCGUUCUCCUUCAUUCUCCCCCAGUCUCCAUCGUUCUCCUCCAUUCUCCCUCAGUCUCCAUCGUUCUCCUUCAUUCUCCCGCAGUCUCCAUCGUUCUCCUUCAUUCUCCCGCAGUCUCCAUCGUUCUCCUUCAUUCUCCUGCAGUCUCCAUCGUUCUCCUUCAUUCUCCCUCAGUCUCCAUCGUUCUCCUUCAUUCUCCCUCAUUCUCCAUCGUUCUCCUUCAUUCUCCCUCAGUCUCCAUCGUUCUCCUUCAUUCUCCCUCAGUCUCCAUCGUUCUCCUUCAUUCUCCCUCAGUCUCCAUCGUUCUCCUUCAUUCUCCCUCAGUCUCCAUCGUUCUCCUUCAUUCUCCCUCAGUCUCCAUCGUUCUCCUUCAUUCUCCCUCAUUCUCCAUCGUUCUCCUUCAUUCUCCCCCAGUCUCCAUCGUUCUCCUCCAUUCUCCCUCAGUCUCCAUCGUUCUCCUUCCUUCUCCCGCAGUCUCCAUCGUUCUCCUUCAUUCUCCUGCAGUCUCCAUCGUUCUCCUUCAUUCUCCCGCAGUCUCCAUCGUUCUCCUUCAUUCUCCCUCAGUCUCCAUCGUUCUCCUUCAUUCUCCCUCAGUCUCCAUCGUUCUCCUUCAUUCUCCCCCAGUCUCCAUCGUUCUCCUCCAUUCUCCCUCAGCCUCCAUCGUUCUCCUUCAUUCUCCCUCAGUCUCCAUCGUUCUCCUUCAUUCUCCUGCAGUCUCCAUCGUUCUCCUUCAUUCUCCCGCAGUCUCCAUCGUUCUCCUUCAUUCUCCCUCAGUCUCCAUCGUUCUCCUUCAUUCUCCCGCAGUCUCCAUCGUUCUCCUUCAUUCUCCCUCAGUCUCCAUCGUUCUCCUUCAUUCUCCCGCAGUCUCCAUCGUUCUCCUUCAUUCUCCCUCAGUCUCCAUCGUUCUCCUUCAUUCUCCCUCAGUCUCCAUCGUUCUCCUUCAUUCUCCCUCAGUCUCCAUCGUUCUCCUUCAUUCUCCCUCAGUCUCCAUCGUUCUCCUUCAUUCUCCCUCAGUCUCCAUCGUUUUCCUUCAUUCUCCCUCAGUCUCCAUCGUUCUCCUUCAUUCUCCCUCAUUCUCCAUCGUUCUCCUUCAUUCUCCCCCAGUCUCCAUCGUUCUCCUUCAUUCUCCCUCAUUCUCCAUCGUUCUCCUUCAUUCUCCCUCAGUCUCCAUCGUUCUCCUUCAUUCUCCCUCAGUCUCCAUCGUUCUCCUUCAUUCUCCCUCAUUCUCCAUCGUUCUCCUUCAUUCUCCCCCAGUCUCCAUCGUUCUCCUUCAUUCUCCCUCAUUCUCCAUCGUUCUCCUUCAUUCUCCCUCAGUCUCCAUCGUUCUCCUUCAUUCUCCCUCAGUCUCCAUCGUUCUCCUUCAUUCUCCCUCAGUCUCCAUCGUUCUCCUUCAUUCUCCCUCAGUCUCCAUCGUUCUCCUUCAUUCUCCCUCAUUCUCCAUCGUUCUCCUUCAUUCUCCCUCAGUCUCCAUCGUUCUCCUUCAUUCUCCCUCAGUCUCCAUCGUUCUCCUUCAUUCUCCCUCAGUCUCCAUCGUUCUCCUUCAUUCUCCCUCAGUCUCCAUCGUUCUCCUUUAUUCUCCCUCAGUCUCCAUCGUUCUCCUUCAUUCUCCCUCAGUUUCCAUCGUUCUCCUUCAUUCUCCCUCAGUCUCCAUCGUUCUCCUUCAUUCUCCCUCAGUCUCCAUCGUUCUCCUUCAUUCUCCCUCAGUCUCCAUCGUUCUCCUUCAUUCUCCCUCAGUCUCCAUCGUUCUCCUUCAUUCUCCCUCAGUCUCCAUCGUUCUCCUUCAUUCUCCCUCAUUCUCCAUCGUUCUCCUUCAUUCUCCCCCAGUCUCCAUCGUUCUCCUCCAUUCUCCCUCAGUCUCCAUCGUUCUCCUUCAUUCUCCCGCAGUCUCCAUCGUUCUCCUUCAUUCUCCCGCAGUCUCCAUCGUUCUCCUUCAUUCUCCUGCAGUCUCCAUCGUUCUCCUUCAUUCUCCCUCAGUCUCCAUCGUUCUCCUUCAUUCUCCCUCAUUCUCCAUCGUUCUCCUUCAUUCUCCCUCAGUCUCCAUCGUUCUCCUUCAUUCUCCCUCAGUCUCCAUCGUUCUCCUUCAUUCUCCCUCAGUCUCCAUCGUUCUCCUUCAUUCUCCCUCAGUCUCCAUCGUUCUCCUUCAUUCUCCCUCAGUCUCCAUCGUUCUCCUUCAUUCUCCCUCAUUCUCCAUCGUUCUCCUUCAUUCUCCCCCAGUCUCCAUCGUUCUCCUCCAUUCUCCCUCAGUCUCCAUCGUUCUCCUUCAUUCUCCUGCAGUCUCCAUCGUUCUCCUUCAUUCUCCCGCAGUCUCCAUCGUUCUCCUUCAUUCUCCCUCAGUCUCCAUCGUUCUCCUUCAUUCUCCCUCAGUCUCCAUCGUUCUCCUUCAUUCUCCCCCAGUCUCCAUCGUUCUCCUCCAUUCUCCCUCAGCCUCCAUCGUUCUCCUUCAUUCUCCCUCAGUCUCCAUCGUUCUCCUUCAUUCUCCUGCAGUCUCCAUCGUUCUCCUUCAUUCUCCCGCAGUCUCCAUCGUUCUCCUUCAUUCUCCUGCAGUCUCCAUCGUUCUCCUUCAUUCUCCCGCAGUCUCCAUCGUUCUCCUUCAUUCUCCCUCAGUCUCCAUCGUUCUCCUUCAUUCUCCCUCAUUCUCCAUCGUUCUCCUUCAUUCUCCCUCAGUCUCCAUCGUUCUCCUUCAUUCUCCCUCAGUCUCCAUCGUUCUCCUUCAUUCUCCCUCAGUCUCCAUCGUUCUCCUUCAUUCUCCCUCAGUCUCCAUCGUUCUCCUUCAUUCUCCCUCAGUCUCCAUCGUUCUCCUUCAUUCUCCCUCAGUCUCCAUCGUUCUCCUUCAUUCUCCCUCAGUCUCCAUCGUUUUCCUUCAUUCUCCCUCAGUCUCCAUCGUUCUCCUUCAUUCUCCCUCAUUCUCCAUCGUUCUCCUUCAUUCUCCCCCAGUCUCCAUCGUUCUCCUUCAUUCUCCCUCAUUCUCCAUCGUUCUCCUUCAUUCUCCCUCAGUCUCCAUCGUUCUCCUUCAUUCUCCCUCAGUCUCCAUCGUUCUCCUUCAUUCUCCCUCAGUCUCCAUCGUUCUCCUUCAUUCUCCCUCAGUCUCCAUCGUUCUCCUUCAUUCUCCCUCAUUCUCCAUCGUUCUCCUUCAUUCUCCCUCAGUCUCCAUCGUUCUCCUUCAUUCUCCCUCAGUCUCCAUCGUUCUCCUUCAUUCUCCCUCAGUCUCCAUCGUUCUCCUUCAUUCUCCCUCAGUCUCCAUCGUUCUCCUUUAUUCUCCCUCAGUCUCCAUCGUUCUCCUUCAUUCUCCCUCAGUUUCCAUCGUUCUCCUUCAUUCUCCCUCAGUCUCCAUCGUUCUCCUUCAUUCUCCCUCAGUCUCCAUCGUUCUCCUUCAUUCUCCCUCAGUCUCCAUCGUUCUCCUUCAUUCUCCCUCAGUCUCCAUCGUUCUCCUUCAUUCUCCCUCAUUCUCCAUCGUUCUCCUUCAUUCUCCCCCAGUCUCCAUCGUUCUCCUCCAUUCUCCCUCAGUCUCCAUCGUUCUCCUUCAUUCUCCCGCAGUCUCCAUCGUUCUCCUUCAUUCUCCCGCAGUCUCCAUCGUUCUCCUUCAUUCUCCUGCAGUCUCCAUCGUUCUCCUUCAUUCUCCCUCAGUCUCCAUCGUUCUCCUUCAUUCUCCCUCAUUCUCCAUCGUUCUCCUUCAUUCUCCCUCAGUCUCCAUCGUUCUCCUUCAUUCUCCCUCAGUCUCCAUCGUUCUCCUUCAUUCUCCCUCAGUCUCCAUCGUUCUCCUUCAUUCUCCCUCAGUCUCCAUCGUUCUCCUUCAUUCUCCCUCAGUCUCCAUCGUUCUCCUUCAUUCUCCCUCAUUCUCCAUCGUUCUCCUUCAUUCUCCCCCAGUCUCCAUCGUUCUCCUCCAUUCUCCCUCAGUCUCCAUCGUUCUCCUUCCUUCUCCCGCAGUCUCCAUCGUUCUCCUUCAUUCUCCUGCAGUCUCCAUCGUUCUCCUUCAUUCUCCCGCAGUCUCCAUCGUUCUCCUUCAUUCUCCCUCAGUCUCCAUCGUUCUCCUUCAUUCUCCCUCAGUCUCCAUCGUUCUCCUUCAUUCUCCCCCAGUCUCCAUCGUUCUCCUCCAUUCUCCCUCAGCCUCCAUCGUUCUCCUUCAUUCUCCCUCAGUCUCCAUCGUUCUCCUUCAUUCUCCUGCAGUCUCCAUCGUUCUCCUUCAUUCUCCCGCAGUCUCCAUCGUUCUCCUUCAUUCUCCCUCAGUCUCCAUCGUUCUCCUUCAUUCUCCCGCAGUCUCCAUCGUUCUCCUUCAUUCUCCCUCAGUCUCCAUCGUUCUCCUUCAUUCUCCCGCAGUCUCCAUCGUUCUCCUUCAUUCUCCCUCAGUCUCCAUCGUUCUCCUUCAUUCUCCCUCAGUCUCCAUCGUUCUCCUUCAUUCUCCCUCAGUCUCCAUCGUUCUCCUUCAUUCUCCCUCAGUCUCCAUCGUUCUCCUUCAUUCUCCCUCAGUCUCCAUCGUUUUCCUUCAUUCUCCCUCAGUCUCCAUCGUUCUCCUUCAUUCUCCCUCAUUCUCCAUCGUUCUCCUUCAUUCUCCCCCAGUCUCCAUCGUUCUCCUUCAUUCUCCCUCAUUCUCCAUCGUUCUCCUUCAUUCUCCCUCAGUCUCCAUCGUUCUCCUUCAUUCUCCCUCAGUCUCCAUCGUUCUCCUUCAUUCUCCCUCAUUCUCCAUCGUUCUCCUUCAUUCUCCCCCAGUCUCCAUCGUUCUCCUUCAUUCUCCCUCAUUCUCCAUCGUUCUCCUUCAUUCUCCCUCAGUCUCCAUCGUUCUCCUUCAUUCUCCCUCAGUCUCCAUCGUUCUCCUUCAUUCUCCCUCAGUCUCCAUCGUUCUCCUUCAUUCUCCCUCAGUCUCCAUCGUUCUCCUUCAUUCUCCCUCAUUCUCCAUCGUUCUCCUUCAUUCUCCCUCAGUCUCCAUCGUUCUCCUUCAUUCUCCCUCAGUCUCCAUCGUUCUCCUUCAUUCUCCCUCAGUCUCCAUCGUUCUCCUUCAUUCUCCCUCAGUCUCCAUCGUUCUCCUUUAUUCUCCCUCAGUCUCCAUCGUUCUCCUUCAUUCUCCCUCAGUUUCCAUCGUUCUCCUUCAUUCUCCCUCAGUCUCCAUCGUUCUCCUUCAUUCUCCCUCAGUCUCCAUCGUUCUCCUUCAUUCUCCCUCAGUCUCCAUCGUUCUCCUUCAUUCUCCCUCAGUCUCCAUCGUUCUCCUUCAUUCUCCCUCAGUCUCCAUCGUUCUCCUUCAUUCUCCCUCAUUCUCCAUCGUUCUCCUUCAUUCUCCCCCAGUCUCCAUCGUUCUCCUCCAUUCUCCCUCAGUCUCCAUCGUUCUCCUUCAUUCUCCCGCAGUCUCGUUCGUUCUCCUUCAUUCUCCCGCAGUCUCCAUCGUUCUCCUUCAUUCUCCUGCAGUCUCCAUCGUUCUCCUUCAUUCUCCCUCAGUCUCCAUCGUUCUCCUUCAUUCUCCCUCAUUCUCCAUCGUUCUCCUUCAUUCUCCCUCAGUCUCCAUCGUUCUCCUUCAUUCUCCCUCAGUCUCCAUCGUUCUCCUUCAUUCUCCCUCAGUCUCCAUCGUUCUCCUUCAUUCUCCCUCAGUCUCCAUCGUUCUCCUUCAUUCUCCCUCAGUCUCCAUCGUUCUCCUUCAUUCUCCCUCAUUCUCCAUCGUUCUCCUUCAUUCUCCCCCAGUCUCCAUCGUUCUCCUCCAUUCUCCCUCAGUCUCCAUCGUUCUCCUUCCUUCUCCCGCAGUCUCCAUCGUUCUCCUUCAUUCUCCUGCAGUCUCCAUCGUUCUCCUUCAUUCUCCCGCAGUCUCCAUCGUUCUCCUUCAUUCUCCCUCAGUCUCCAUCGUUCUCCUUCAUUCUCCCGCAGUCUCCAUCGUUCUCCUUCAUUCUCCCUCAGUCUCCAUCGUUCUCCUUCAUUCUCCCGCAGUCUCCAUCGUUCUCCUUCAUUCUCCCUCAGUCUCCAUCGUUCUCCUUCAUUCUCCCUCAGUCUCCAUCGUUCUCCUUCAUUCUCCCUCAGUCUCCAUCGUUCUCCUUCAUUCUCCCUCAGUCUCCAUCGUUCUCCUUCAUUCUCCCUCAGUCUCCAUCGUUUUCCUUCAUUCUCCCUCAGUCUCCAUCGUUCUCCUUCAUUCUCCCUCAUUCUCCAUCGUUCUCCUUCAUUCUCCCCCUGUCUCCAUCGUUCUCCUUCAUUCUCCCUCAUUCUCCAUCGUUCUCCUUCAUUCUCCCUCAGUCUCCAUCGUUCUCCUUCAUUCUCCCUCAGUCUCCAUCGUUCUCCUUCAUUCUCCCUCAGUCUCCAUCGUUCUCCUUCAUUCUCCCUCAGUCUCCAUCGUUCUCCUUCAUUCUCCCUCAGUCUCCAUCGUUCUCCUUCAUUCUCCCCCAGUCUCCAUCGUUCUCCUCCAUUCUCCCUCAGUCUCCAUCGUUCUCCUUCAUUCUCCCGCAGUCUCCAUCGUUCUCCUUCAUUCUCCCGCAGUCUCCAUCGUUCUCCUUCAUUCUCCUGCAGUCUCCAUCGUUCUCCUUCAUUCUCCCUCAGUCUCCAUCGUUCUCCUUCAUUCUCCCUCAUUCUCCAUCGUUCUCCUUCAUUCUCCCUCAGUCUCCAUCGUUCUCCUUCAUUCUCCCUCAGUUUCCAUCGUUCUCCUUCAUUCUCCCUCAGUCUCCAUCGUUCUCCUUCAUUCUCCCUCAGUCUCCAUCGUUCUCCUUUAUUCUCCCUCAGUCUCCAUCGUUCUCCUUCAUUCUCCCUCAGUUUCCAUCGUUCUCCUUCAUUCUCCCUCAGUCUCCAUCGUUCUCCUUCAUUCUCCCUCAGUCUCCAUCGUUCUCCUUCAUUCUCCCUCAGUCUCCAUCGUUCUCCUUCAUUCUCCCUCAGUCUCCAUCGUUCUCCUUCAUUCUCCCUCAGUCUCCAUCGUUCUCCUUCAUUCUCCCCCAGUCUCCAUCGUUCUCCUCCAUUCUCCCUCAGUCUCCAUCGUUCUCCUUCAUUCUCCCGCAGUCUCCAUCGUUCUCCUUCAUUCUCCCGCAGUCUCCAUCGUUCUCCUUCAUUCUCCUGCAGUCUCCAUCGUUCUCCUUCAUUCUCCCUCAGUCUCCAUCGUUCUCCUUCAUUCUCCCUCAUUCUCCAUCGUUCUCCUUCAUUCUCCCUCAGUCUCCAUCGUUCUCCUUCAUUCUCCCUCAGUCUCCAUCGUUCUCCUUCAUUCUCCCUCAGUCUCCAUCGUUCUCCUUCAUUCUCCCUCAGUCUCCAUCGUUCUCCUUCAUUCUCCCUCAUUCUCCAUCGUUCUCCUUCAUUCUCCCCCAGUCUCCAUCGUUCUCCUCCAUUCUCCCUCAGUCUCCAUCGUUCUCCUUCAUUCUCCCGCAGUCUCCAUCGUUCUCCUUCAUUCUCCUGCAGUCUCCAUCGUUCUCCUUCAUUCUCCCGCAGUCUCCAUCGUUCUCCUUCAUUCUCCCUCAGUCUCCAUCGUUCUCCUUCAUUCUCCCUCAUUCUCCAUCGUUCUCCUUCAUUCUCCCUCAGUCUCCAUCGUUCUCCUUCAUUCUCCCUCAGUCUCCAUCGUUCUCCUUCAUUCUCCCUCAGUCUCCAUCGUUCUCCUUCAUUCUCCCUCAGUCUCCAUCGUUCUCCUUCAUUCUCCCUCAGUCUCCAUCGUUCUCCUUCAUUCUCCCUCAGUCUCCAUCGUUCUCCUUCAUUCUCCCCCAGUCUCCAUCGUUCUCCUCCUUUCUCCCUCAGUCUCCAUCGUUCUCCUUCAUUCUCCCUCAGUCUCCAUCGUUCUCCUUCAUUCUCCUGCAGUCUCCAUCGUUCUCCUUCAUUCUCCCGCAGUCUCCAUCGUUCUCCUUCAUUCUCCCUCAGUCUCCAUCGUUCUCCUUCAUUCUCCCUCAUUCUCCAUCGUUCUCCUUCAUUCUCCCUCAGUCUCCAUCGUUCUCCUUCAUUCUCCCUCAGUCUCCAUCGUUCUCCUUCAUUCUCCCUCAGUCUCCAUCGUUCUCCUUCAUUCUCCCUCAGUCUCCAUCGUUCUCCUUCAUUCUCCCUCAGUCUCCAUCGUUCUCCUUCAUUCUCCCUCAGUCUCCAUCGUUCUCCUUCAUUCUCCCUCAGUCUCCAUCGUUUUCCUUCAUUCUCCCUCAGUCUCCAUCGUUCUCCUUCAUUCUCCCUCAUUCUCCAUCGUUCUCCUUCAUUCUCCCCCAGUCUCCAUCGUUCUCCUUCAUUCUCCCUCAUUCUCCAUCGUUCUCCUUCAUUCUCCCUCAGUCUCCAUCGUUCUCCUUCAUUCUCCCUCAGUCUCCAUCGUUCUCCUUCAUUCUCCCUCAGUCUCCAUCGUUCUCCUUCAUUCUCCCUCAGUCUCCAUCGUUCUCCUUCAUUCUCCCUCAGUCUCCAUCGUUCUCCUUCAUUCUCCCUCAUUCUCCAUCGUUCUCCUUCAUUCUCCCCCAGUCUCCAUCGUUCUCCUCCAUUCUCCCUCAGUCUCCAUCGUUCUCCUUCAUUCUCCCUCAGUCUCCAUCGUUCUCCUUCAUUCUCCCUCAUUCUCCAUCGUUCUCCUUCAUUCUCCCCCAGUCUCCAUCGUUCUCCUCCAUUCUCCCUCAGUCUCCAUCGUUCUCCUUCAUUCUCCCUCAGUCUCCAUCGUUCUCCUUCAUUCUCCCUCAGUCUCCAUCGUUCUCCUUCAUUCUCCCUCAGUCUCCAUCGUUUUCCUUCAUUCUCCCUCAGUCUCCAUCGUUCUCCUUCAUUCUCCCUCAUUCUCCAUCGUUCUCCUUCAUUCUCCCUCAGUCUCCAUCGUUCUCCUUCAUUCUCCCUCAGUCUCCAUCGUUCUCCUUCAUUCUCCCUCAGUCUCCAUCGUUCUCCUUCAUUCUCCCUCAUUCUCCAUCGUUCUCCUUCAUUCUCCCCCUGUCUCCAUCGUUCUCCUUCAUUCUCCCUCAUUCUCCAUCGUUCUCCUUCAUUCUCCCUCAGUCUCCAUCGUUCUCCUUCAUUCUCCCUCAGUCUCCAUCGUUCUCCUUCAUUCUCCCUCAGUCUCCAUCGUUCUCCUUCAUUCUCCCUCAGUCUCCAUCGUUCUCCUUCAUUCUCCCUCAGUCUCCAUCGUUCUCCUUCAUUCUCCCUCAGUCUCCAUCGUUCUCCUUCAUUCUCCCUCAGUCUCCAUCGUUCUCCUUCAUUCUCCCUCAGUCUCCAUCGUUCUCCUUCAUUCUCCCCCAGUCUCCAUCGUUCUCCUCCAUUCUCCCUCAGUCUCCAUCGUUCUCCUUCAUUCUCCCUCAGUCUCCAUCGUUCUCCUUCAUUCUCCUGCAGUCUCCAUCGUUCUCCUUCAUUCUCCCGCAGUCUCCAUCGUUCUCCUUCAUUCUCCCUCAGUCUCCAUCGUUCUCCUUCAUUCUCCCUCAUUCUCCAUCGUUCUCCUUCAUUCUCCCUCAGUCUCCAUCGUUCUCCUUCAUUCUCCCUCAGUCUCCAUCGUUCUCCUUCAUUCUCCCUCAGUCUCCAUCGUUCUCCUUCAUUCUCCCUCAGUCUCCAUCGUUCUCCUUCAUUCUCCCUCAGUCUCCAUCGUUCUCCUUCAUUCUCCCUCAGUCUCCAUCGUUCUCCUUCAUUCUCCCUCAGUCUCCAUCGUUUUCCUUCAUUCUCCCUCAGUCUCCAUCGUUCUCCUUCAUUCUCCCUCAUUCUCCAUCGUUCUCCUUCAUUCUCCCCCAGUCUCCAUCGUUCUCCUUCAUUCUCCCUCAUUCUCCAUCGUUCUCCUUCAUUCUCCCUCAGUCUCCAUCGUUCUCCUUCAUUCUCCCUCAGUCUCCAUCGUUCUCCUUCAUUCUCCCUCAGUCUCCAUCGUUCUCCUUCAUUCUCCCUCAGUCUCCAUCGUUCUCCUUCAUUCUCCCUCAGUCUCCAUCGUUCUCCUUCAUUCUCCCUCAUUCUCCAUCGUUCUCCUUCAUUCUCCCCCAGUCUCCAUCGUUCUCCUCCAUUCUCCCUCAGUCUCCAUCGUUCUCCUUCAUUCUCCCUCAGUCUCCAUCGUUCUCCUUCAUUCUCCCUCAGUCUCCAUCGUUCUCCUUCAUUCUCCCUCAGUCUCCAUCGUUCUCCUUCAUUCUCCCUCAGUCUCCAUCGUUCUCCUUCAUUCUCCCUCAGUCUCCAUCGUUCUCCUUCAUUCUCCCUCAGUCUCCAUCGUUCUCCUUCAUUCUCCCUCAGUCUCCAUCGUUUUCCUUCAUUCUCCCUCAGUCUCCAUCGUUCUCCUUCAUUCUCCCUCAUUCUCCAUCGUUCUCCUUCAUUCUCCCUCAGUCUCCAUCGUUCUCCUUCAUUCUCCCUCAGUCUCCAUCGUUCUCCUUCAUUCUCCCUCAGUCUCCAUCGUUCUCCUUCAUUCUCCCUCAUUCUCCAUCGUUCUCCUUCAUUCUCCCCCUGUCUCCAUCGUUCUCCUUCAUUCUCCCUCAUUCUCCAUCGUUCUCCUUCAUUCUCCCUCAGUCUCCAUCGUUCUCCUUCAUUCUCCCUCAGUCUCCAUCGUUCUCCUUCAUUCUCCCUCAGUCUCCAUCGUUCUCCUUCAUUCUCCCUCAGUCUCCAUCGUUCUCCUUCAUUCUCCCUCAGUCUCCAUCGUUCUCCUUCAUUCUCCCUCAGUCUCCAUCGUUCUCCUUCAUUCUCCCUCAUUCUCCAUCGUUCUCCUUCAUUCUCCCCCUGUCUCCAUCGUUCUCCUUCAUUCUCCCUCAUUCUCCAUCGUUCUCCUUCAUUCUCCCUCAGUCUCCAUCGUUCUCCUUCAUUCUCCCUCAGUCUCCAUCGUUCUCCUUCAUUCUCCCUCAGUCUCCAUCGUUCUCCUUCAUUCUCCCUCAUUCUCCAUCGUUCUCCUUCAUUCUCCCUCAGUCUCCAUCGUUCUCCUUCAUUCUCCCUCAGUCUCCAUCGUUCUCCUUCAUUCUCCCUCAGUCUCCAUCGUUCUCCUUCAUUCUCCCUCAUUCUCCAUCGUUCUCCUUCAUUCUCCCCCUGUCUCCAUCGUUCUCCUUCAUUCUCCCUCAUUCUCCAUCGUUCUCCUUCAUUCUCCCUCAGUCUCCAUCGUUCUCCUUCAUUCUCCCUCAGUCUCCAUCGUUCUCCUUCAUUCUCCCUCAGUCUCCAUCGUUCUCCUUCAUUCUCCCUCAGUCUCCAUCGUUCUCCUUCAUUCUCCCUCAGUCUCCAUCGUUCUCCUUCAUUCUCCCUCAGUCUCCAUCGUUCUCCUUCAUUCUCCCUCAGUCUCCAUCGUUCUCCUUCAUUCUCCCUUCGUCUCCAUUUUUCUCCUUCAUCCUCCCUCAGUCUCCAUCUCUCCCUCAGUCCCUCUCAGUGCCCCUCAUUCUCCCCCAGCUUCGCUCAUUCUCCACCAGUCGCCUUCUUUCUCCCUCAUUCUCCCUCAUUCUCCCCCAAACUCCGCAUUCUCCCUCGUUCUCCCUCACUCUUCCUUGUUCUCCCUCAUUCUCCUCACUCAUCUACCGUGUCAACCCACCCAUGGCUGACCCAAGUCACAGACUCACAGUACCCAUCCCUCUGUCUCAGUCUGCAACAGCACGGUAG